Molecule: messenger RNA, 669 nt
Organism: Fonsecaea multimorphosa CBS 102226
Lineage: Eukaryota; Fungi; Ascomycota; Eurotiomycetes; Chaetothyriales; Herpotrichiellaceae
Exons: 1
Coding region: 1-669 (222 amino acids)
Source: RefSeq, a predicted model, not a curated record
AUGUCCACGGCACUGGCGGCUUCACCCUCGCGAUUCUUCUCUGCCCAUCGUCUCCCUCGCCGCGACAACACCGCUGCUCCUCCCAACCCUGUUAGUCAACUCCUGUACAUCGCGCCUACCUCAAACACAUGCUCCGGCGCGGCCUACCCCAGCGAAUGCGCCGUGUCUUCCCUCUCAGUCGUGCAGGACAUUGUCAACAGCUUCGCCCAGUACAACGUGACGACCGCCGCAGAACAAGCCGCGCUGCUCUCCUGGAUGGUGUACGAAAGCGGCGAAUUCAAAUACAAUCAUAACCACUUCCCUGCGCCGGGCACGCCGGGGAAGGGCACGCGGACCAUGAUGUCGCCUACUUUCGUGCAGCAGUACGCCAACUCGAUCCCGGAACUCCAGGCCAAAGUCGCCGCGAUAGGGACGGGAGCGAGCUUGACCGACGCCCAGGCGGAUCAGGUCUUGGCCCUCGUCCAGCCGGACCAGUACUCCUUUGCGGCCGCGGCGUGGUAUUAUGGCACGCACUGCACGGACGCGCAGAAGGCGCAGGUCAGACAGGGCGGGCAGCAGAAUUGGCAGACGGCGUUUAUCACGGGAUGUGUCGGGACGACGGUGGAUGAUGGUAGAGUCUCGUACUGGCAGAAAGCGUGCGAAGCGUUAGCGGUGCCAGUGACGCCGUAG